AGGAGAGGGAAUGGGGGAGGGCCUCCUCCCCCCUCCCCCCUCGGCCGCACCCCUUCAGGGAGACUCCCUGGUCCUUUGGAGGCGGAGGUGGGGGGCUCAGGUAUGAGAGGGCACUGGGUCUCUGCUCCUAGGACUGGGGCAGGGGCGAGGGGCUCCUGGGGGCCUGAGCGCGGCGUCCUGGCAGUGCCUUCCGGUCUGUGCGCGGGCUGUGAUCCUGACCCUUUUCUUUCCCCAGCAGGGCAGCUGGCCUGGAGCUAGAGCCGGGCGCGUGCCAUGGCCCCACACUGGGCUGGCUGGCUGCUGGCUGUGGGGCUGUGGGGCCUGGGCUUUGGGGCUGAGAUGUGGUGGAACCUGGUGCCCCGCAAGACGGUCUCUUCCGGGGAGCUUGCCCCAGUGGUGCGGCGGUUCUCCCAAACGGGCAUCCAGGACUUUCUGACGCUGACCCUGACCGAGCAGACCGGGCUCCUGUACGUUGGGGCCCGGGAGACCCUGUUUGCCUUCAGCAUGGAGGCUCUGGAGCUGCAAGGAGUGAUCUCGUGGGCAGCUCCUGUGGAGAAGAAGACCGAGUGUGUCCAGAAAGGGAAGAACAACCAGACGGAGUGUUUCAACUUCAUCCGCUUCCUGCAGCCGUACAACGCAUCCCACCUGUAUGUGUGUGGCACCUACGCCUUCCAGCCCAAGUGUGCCUACAUCGACAUGGUCACCUUCACCUUGGAGCGUGGAGCCUUUGAGGAUGGGAAGGGGAAGUGUCCCUACGACCCGGCUAAGGGCCACACUGGCCUCCUUGUGGAUGGCGAGCUGUACUCGGCCACACUCAACAACUUCCUGGGCACAGAGCCCAUCAUCCUGCGUAACAUGGGGCCCCACCAUCCCAUGAAGACAGAGUACCUGGCCUUCUGGCUCAACGAACCUCAUUUUGUCGGCUCUGCCUACGUCCCGGAGAGCGUGGGGAGCCUGACUGGGGACGAUGACAAGGUCUACUUCUUCUUCAGCGAGCGGGCCUUGGAGUACAACUGCUACAUGGAGCAGGUGGUGGCCCGUGUGGCCCGAGUCUGCAAGGGAGACGUGGGGGGCGCACGGACCCUGCAGAAGAAGUGGACCACCUUCCUGAAGGCACACCUGGUGUGCUCGGCCCCCAAUCGCCACCUCUACCUCAGCCACCUGCAGGCACUGCACACCCUGCAGGGCACGUCCUGGCACAACACCACCUUCUUUGCGGUUUUUCGGGCACGAUGGGGUGAUGUGGACCUGUCAGCAGUCUGUGAGUACCAGUUGGAAGAGAUUCAGAGGGUGUUCGAGGGUCCCUACAAGGAGUACCACGAGCAAUCCCAGAAGUGGGGCCGCUACACCGACCCAGUACCCAGCCCACGGCCGGGCUCGUGCAUCAACAACUGGCACCGUCACCACGGCUACACCAGUUCUCUGGAGCUGCCCGACAACACCCUCAACUUCAUCAAGAAACACCCCCUAUUGGAGGAGCAGGUGAGGCCCCUCUGGGGCCGGCCCCUGCUCGUAAAGAAGGACACCAACUUCACCCACCUGGUGGCUGACCGCGUCACGGGGCUUGAUGGAGCCUCCUAUACAGUGCUGUUCAUUGCCACAGGAGACGGCUGGCUGCUUAAGGCUGUGAGCCUGGGGCCCUGGGUCCACCUGAUCGAGGAGCUGCAGGUGUUUGACCAGGAGCCUGUGAAAAGCCUGGUCCUGUCCCGGAGCAAGAAGCUGCUGUUUGCAGGUUCCCGCUCACAGCUGGUUCAGCUACCCCUGGCCGACUGCGUGAAGUACCGCUCCUGUGCCGACUGCAUCCUCGCUCGGGACCCCUACUGCGCCUGGAGCGUCAACGCCAGCCGCUGUGUGGCCGUGGGCAGCCGCUCCGGAUCCCUGCUGAUCCAGCAAGUGACGAUCUCCGACACCUCGGGCAUCUGCAACUUCCGUGGCAGUAAGAAAGUCAGGCUCACGCCCAAGAACAUCACGGUGGUGGCAGGCACAGACCUGGUGCUGCCCUGCCGCCUGUCUUCCAACCUGGCCCAUGCCCGAUGGACCUUUGGGGGCCGGGACCUACCUGUGGAGCAGCCUGGCUCCUUCCUCUAUGAUGCUCGGCUCCAGGCCCUGGUCGUGAUGGCCGCCCAGCCCCGCCACGCCGGGGCCUACCACUGCUUUUCGGAGGAGCAGGGGGCACGGCUGGCUGCCGAAGGCUACCUGGUUGCUGUGGUGGCCGGCUCCUCACUGACCCUGGAGGCCCGGGCCCCCCUGGAAAACCUGGGGCUGGUGUGGCUGGCUGUGGUGGCCCUGGGGGCCGUGUGCCUGGUGCUGCUGCUGCUCGUCUUGUCACUGCGCCGCCGGUUGCGUGAGGAGCUGGAGAAAGGUGCCAAGGCGGCAGAGAGGACCCUGGUGUACCCUCUGGAGCUUCCCAAGGAGCCCACCAGCCCCCCCUUCCGCCCUGGCCCCGAGACUGAUGAGAAGCUCUGGGACCCCGUUGGCUACUACUAUUCAGAUGGCUCCCUCAAGAUUGUGCCUGGACACGCCCGGUGCCAGCCGGGGACUGGGCCCCCUUCCCCGCCUCCUGGCAUCCCUGGCCAGCCCCUGCCAUCCCCAACCCGGCUUCACCUGGGGGGUGGGCGGAACUCAAAUGCCAACGGUUAUGUGCGCUUACAGCUAGGUGGGGAGGACCACAGCGAGGGGCUUGGGCACCCCUUGCCCGAGCUGGCGGACGAGAUGAGGCGCAAACUGCACCAGCGCCAGCCCCUCCCGGACUCCAAUCCCGAGGAGUCCUCGGUAUGAGGGACCCCCACGUCGGUGGGGCAGCCUGGGGGCCGUGGCUCCUACUUUUGCACAGGCACCAGCUACCUCAGGGACAUGGCGUGGGCACCUGCUCUACUGGGACGGAUCCUGCCCAGCACCUGCUCGCCCAUGAGGACCUGCUCUGCUCAGCACGGGCACUGCCACUUGGUGUGGCUCACCAAGGCACCAGCCGCCACACGGCGUCUUCCUCCUCUCUGUGAGGGGCUGUGAAUCACAGACACGGGACCCCAGCAGCCAAACCUUCAGGACAGAAGUUGGAGAUAUGGGUGUGUUUGUGUAUGUGUGUGUGUGCACGUGGGUGUGUUUGUGUGACCAUCUUCUGUUUCUGUGGAGUCUUCCCUUGGCCUGGGGUCCUCCUGGUGAGUCAUUGGAGCUAUGAAGGGGAAGGGGUCGAUCACUUUGCUUCUCUUACCCCCACUGUCCCCAGGAGGGGCAGGGAUGUACAUAUGGGGGUGGGCUGGGCAGGGUGCUGUGCCCCUGGGGGAGUGCAGGGCUCUGGGGUGGGCCUCGUCCUGCUUCCAGGGUGGUGAAUGUUUUCAGGGUUCAGGGGAGGGAGUGGAACCUCCUGUGUGUUUGGGGGAAGGGAGGGAGGGCCUCCCAGUGGCCCUGGGGUUCCUGGUAUUUUAUACUUGUCCCCCUGGCAGGGCUGGGAGAGGUGUGGGGGCGGGGGCGAGGGUGGGCAUGCUGUGGCUAUGGCAUAUCCUCUCCCAGACCUGGAGGAGGGCUCCUAACAGUGUAACUUAUUGUGUCCCCGCGUAUUUAUUUGUUGUAAAUAUUUGAGUAUUUUUAUAUUGACAAAUAAAAUGGAGAAAAUGAA
This is a messenger RNA of Myotis brandtii (Brandt's bat), 3616 nucleotides long. It is a transcript of the gene SEMA4C, whose product is annotated as sema domain, immunoglobulin domain (Ig), transmembrane domain (TM) and short cytoplasmic domain, (semaphorin) 4C. Gene Ontology annotation, molecular function: semaphorin receptor binding; chemorepellent activity. Lineage: Eukaryota; Metazoa; Chordata; Mammalia; Chiroptera; Vespertilionidae. Gene Ontology annotation, biological process: positive regulation of cell migration; axon guidance; negative regulation of axon extension involved in axon guidance. The coding region runs from base 274 to 2778 and encodes 834 amino acids. The record is from RefSeq and is a predicted model, not a curated record. The transcript is spliced from 14 exons.